UGGUGACCUCAGCCAAUCCGCUAUCCGUGCAGUUGCGACACGAGCUGCGAUCAUUUUCCUCUCUCUAACACCAAGCUUUCUGCCACACCAUGAUUCGGAUUCACGCCCUGUUUAUGUAACCACUUUAUUACUAAAAAUAUAUGAAAAAAUUUUCAACAUUAGCAUUGCACCAUACAGACCGUGCAUGGUGAAAAAUAAAAAGUAUUGAAACCCAAUUAAUUUCAAAGCGAGAUCAGAUUAAAAGGAGAUAAGCACACAGAAAUCAGUCGACAGUGAUAAGAAACUAAUUUCAGAAAGAAUGUUGACUAUUCAUCAUCAACAAACGUAUAAAAACAGUUCUCUGAUAUUCUAAGCUCAUUUCACAAAUAAUUAAUUGACCACUAUAGCCAUGAAGCUGAUGUUCGUGCUGCUGCUGUGCGCGGCGGCUGUGUGCAUCACAUGUGAGCAGCCGCCGAGUGACGAGGACUGGCUGGAGCUGCACACCCCGCAGGGACCGGUGCGCGGCCGCAGGGAUCCCAAUGCAGAUCACCUAUAUGCCUUCCAUAACAUACCAUAUGCAACAGCUCCAGUUGGAAAAGAUAAAUACAAGCCACCUCUUCCAGCACCAGUUUGGGAAAAACCGUAUGAUGCCAUCAACAAAAACAUCAUAUGUCCACAAUACACACUUCAAUUAUACAAUUUGAAACCUAAAAAUAGUGUAGAGCAAGAAGAUUGUCUGAUAGCCAAUGUGUACGUACCUGACACUAGAAAGACAAAUAUCUCAGUUCUUGUGUACGUGCACGGAGGUGGCUUCUUUGGAGGUUAUGGAGACUUCUUGACACCGAAAAGAUUAUUGAAAAGUAAAGACAUUGUUUUGGUCACUUUCAACUACCGCUUGGGUGUCCACGGUUUCCUCUGCCUCGGCACUGAAAAUGUACCUGGUAAUGCAGGUAUGAAAGAUCAGAUAGCCUUACUUCGUUGGGUGCAGAAGAAUAUUGCAAGUUAUGGUGGCAACCCCAAUGAUGUCACCAUAGCAGGCUAUAGUGCGGGAUCUAUGUCAGUAGAUUUGUUGAUGCUGUCGAAAUCAGCUGAGGGAUUGUUUCACAAAGUUAUUCCUGAAAGCGGAGGAAAUCUUGCCACUUACACGAUCCAGAGAGAUCCUUUGGAAGUUGCACAGUAUCAAGCUAAACUACUCAACUUUACCAACAUCGACGACAUUCACGCUUUAGAAGAGUUUUACAGAACUACUCCUCUAGAACAAUUGUAUUAUACGGACAUUUUAUCAACAAGGUUUUAUUCCUCAGCACUUUUUUCACCAUGUGUAGAGCGUGAAACGGAAGAUGAAGCUUUUCUCACAGAGUCACCGCUGAGCAUUCUACAAAGGGGCAGCUUCAAGAAACUACCGGUGUUAUAUGGUUUUGCCGCAAUGGAAGGUAGAGGGCGCUUAGCAUUUUUCGAAAUGUUAAAACCCAAAAUGAAUCAAAAUUUUUCAGACUUUUUACCGAAUGACUUAAAAAUUGAUUCCGAAAAAGAAAGAAGAGAAGUAUCAGAUAAGGUCAAGACAUUCUAUUUUGGAGACAAACCGGUCGGCGAAGACAACAAAUUAGGCUUCGUUAAUUUUUUCACAGAUGUCACGUUUUCUCAUGCAAUGCUAUGGUCUGUAAAACUGUACGCAGAGGCUGGGCACAAAAGUGUAUAUCUGUACGAGUAUUCCUUUGUCGAUGAAAAUGCCCCUCUAGUCCCUCCUAUCACCAUUCGAGGUGCAGAUCACUGUGAUCAAACAUUCGCUGUUGUGGACUCCCUAGAUGAAGACCUUGCUAGCGUUGAAGUUAAGAACAUGAAGAAGACUAUACGUCAAAUAUGGCACAACUUUAUCAAAACCGGUAAGCCGGUGCCGGAAGGGUCAUCGCUGCCCGCGUGGCCGGCGGCAGGCGCGGCCAGGGCGCCGUACAUGUCUUUGGGACAGGAGUUGGAGUUGCGGCACGAGCCACUGCUGGAGACACGCACACUCUUCUGGGAUGACAUCUACCAGAAGUACUACCUACAGCCUAUACCUCCACCAGAACGUAUACCUAAUUCUCGUAUUGAGUUAUAGAAGAAAAUGAUUGGUAUUCUGAAAUGUUUUGAACUUGUUUAAACACCACUUGACCGCUUCGACGCUAAACAUUAUAUAAUAGAAAAAAGUGAUAGGUAUUAAAAUAUUAGCAUAUGGCUUUAUACGUUACCUUAAGUAGUUUUAUUUAUUUAUCACCAAAAAAAACUGGACUUUAAAGAUCUAAUGUUACAAAUUACCGAUUUCAGUCAUAUAAGUCGAAUAAAUAUACUAAUAGUCAA
This is a messenger RNA of Trichoplusia ni (cabbage looper), 2313 nucleotides long. Its product is annotated as juvenile hormone esterase-like. Lineage: Eukaryota; Metazoa; Arthropoda; Insecta; Lepidoptera; Noctuidae. The record is from RefSeq and is a predicted model, not a curated record. The transcript is spliced from 3 exons. Bases 389 to 2074 code for a protein of 561 amino acids.